This is a messenger RNA of Centruroides sculpturatus (bark scorpion), 2308 nucleotides long. RefSeq names its product cysteine protease ATG4A-like. The record is from RefSeq and is a predicted model, not a curated record. Lineage: Eukaryota; Metazoa; Arthropoda; Arachnida; Scorpiones; Buthidae. Gene Ontology annotation, molecular function: protein-phosphatidylethanolamide deconjugating activity. The transcript has 9 exons. Bases 1336 to 2202 code for a protein of 288 amino acids.
UUUAUGCAUGAAACAACACAAAGAAUUAAAUAGAAAAAUGAGAACAAUAUUGAAUUUUCAUAAAGUAUAAGAUGAAAUCAUAUUGGAAGAUUCUCAAUGGGAUUGAGGUCUGGCGAAUACGCCAGCCAAUCCUUACGUGCGAUUCCCUCACUCUCAAGGUAGUUAUCGACGAGGGCAGCUCUAUGGUGUCGUGCGUUAUCAUCCAUUAAAAUGAAAGCAGGAUCAACUGCUGCAGCAUACAAUUUCACAAUGGGUUUGAGGACUUCAUCCCAAUACCAGACAGCCGUCACAGAACCCCCUCGAUAGAUGUGCAGGUCGGUGCGAUAUCCCAACGAAAUGCCUGCCCACACCAUAAUGCUUCCACCUCGGAAUGCAUGAUGCUCGAUGAUGUUCUGGGGUCAAUUGUGUGUGCCUUUUUCUUUCCAUGCUCUUACACAUUUGUCAUCUGGCUCUAGGGAAAAUCGCGACUCAUCCGUGAACAUAACAUUGCCCCAAUCAUACAUAGUGCAAUUCACAUGUUGUUGACACCACUUUAAUCGUGUGCCUCUGGAUUGGACGGAUAGUGGAACACAAACUCGUGGUACCCAGGCGUACAGUCCAUUCGUGUGUAGUCUUCGGCGCACAGUAGUAGUAGAUAUCAUUUUACCAAUGGCUGCUGCAACUAUCGAUGUCACACAUGUAGAGAUUGCUCUUUGAUUCUGCUUGGCUACAACAGCAAUAUAGCGAUCUUCUGCAGGGGUCGUAACUCUUGGGUGACUGGCCACAGGUCUUCAGACGAUUGUUUGGCUUGUUUGGAAUUGUUUCCAUAACCAUGAAAUGACAAAUGAUGAACGCCAAAGAAAAGAGCAACAUCUGUGAUUGAUUGUCCUGCUUCAAGGUGUCCCACACACCGUCAGCACUCAUUGUCUGUCAUUCGUCUUCUGGAAGUCAUAGAAACACGUCAGUCAUGCACACUAAUUGUACAACAGUUCUCCACACUUUUUCCUGGCACUUACAUGCAACUCCUCUCACACUUCAGAAGGCUGGCUUCUUAUACGACUGCCUGUUUUGCAUAUUUCGCGACACAUAACCAUGAUUGAUAGUAAUGUAACAUAUUUGCAUACUUCCACCUACCUCUGCAGUGAAUUGCAGCCUCUCAAAUGCAGAUUGCUUUCUGGACAUUUUUAGCUCCAUGCUUAACUUUUGGCAGUGAGUGUAGUAUAAUAUGUAUGAAAUAUAUAUUAAUUUAUUUUCUAAUUAAACAAUAUUUAAAAUAAAUUUUUUAUUUUAAAUUGUUAUUUAGAUUGGAUAUGGAAUCCCAGACAACCAGAUCCUAUUUAUCUUGAUAUUUUAAAAAUGUUCCAAGAUAAAAAAGAUUGUCCUUAUUCAAUUCAUCAAAUAGCACAAAUGGGUGUGUCUGAAGGAAAGGGAAUUGGUCAGUGGUUUGGUCCUAAUACAAUAGCUCAAGUUUUAAGGAAACUUGCUACAUAUGAUGAAUGGAGUCAUUUAGUUGUACAUGUGGCUCUAGAUAAUGCUGUAAUUACUGAUGACUUAAAAACAUUAUGUAAGGUAAAUCAAGAAAGUGAGUGUAAAAAGUAUGAAGCAAAUGAGAGUACUUCAAUGCAAAUUUCAAAUAGUUGUUCUUUAGAUGUCAAUAGAAGUUCUGAUCCAAAUUGGAAGCCAUUACUUCUAUUUAUACCUUUGAGAUUAGGAUUAUCUGAAAUUAAUCCUGUCUACUUGAAAGCUCUUAAAAUAACAUUUUGCCUAAAACAGUCUUUAGGAAUUAUUGGUGGAAAGCCAAAUCAUGCUUUAUAUUUUAUUGGAGUUGUAGGUAAUGAAGUAGUAUAUUUAGAUCCUCAUACUACACAGCAAGCAAUAGAUACUUCCUUAGAAAUACCUAAUGACAGUAGUUAUCAUUGUCCAUAUGGCAAUAGUCGAAGAAUGAAUUUGAAUCAAAUGGAUCCAUCGGUGGCAUUGUGUUUUUAUUUUCAAACUGAAGAAGAAUUUGAUAGCUGGUGUGUUCAAGUGCAUAAGGUAGGAUGGAAAAAACAAUUUUUAAUUGCUGCAGAGACUCAGCCUUUGUUUGAACUUAGCAAAGAAAGACCGCUCCAUUGGCCACCUCUUCAAGUAGCUGAUGAUAAACAAGCAGAUAGCAGUCUAGAAUUUACAUUUGUAGAAGAGAGAGCAUUUGAAGCAUCUGAUGAUGAAUUUGAAAUUUUAUAAAAUAUUAUAUGUAAAUUUUUAAAAUUACCAUGUACAGUACAUGCCUGUAUCUAUAUAUAUAUUUGAAUUUGUUUUAAAACUCUUAUAUUGUAAAAGUUGUAUAAAA